Messenger RNA from Rotaria sp. Silwood1, 2007 nucleotides. NCBI's taxonomy places the organism in Eukaryota, Metazoa, Rotifera, Eurotatoria, Philodinida, Philodinidae. The record is from the annotation of a GenBank genome assembly.
AUGGCUCAAGCAGUAGCAACUAAUUUUCGUCGACGUAUUCUUGGUUCAAGACAAGAUUCAUCUAAUAAUAAUUUAUCUAAUGCAAUAAAUACAAGUCAUUCAUAUCAAAAUCGUACAUCUAUACGUAUUGAUCGACGUACAAUGGAAAAAAUUUGGAAACAAAUGGAUCGUAUUGUUAAAUAUUGUCAAAUGCCUAAAAUGAAUUUAAAAAAUUCUCCACCAUAUAUGCUUGAUAUUUUACCUGAUUUUUAUCAAAUAUUACGUGAAAUAAUAAAUUAUUAUGAUGAUCGUAUACAUAUAUUAAAUAAUAUUGAAUAUUUUCAUAUAUUUAUUAAUAAUCUUAUUGAUUUAUGUACAAAAACAAUUGAAUGUUUUAAACAUGCCGGUCAUCAUAUAUAUAAUGAACAAUCAAAUUAUAGAAAAAAUUUUAUUAAAUUUUCAUUAUAUUAUUCACAUAAUUUAACUGAAUUAAAAUCAUUAUUUAUAAAUGGUAUUUAUGAAGGUGAACGUUUUCGUUUAACUAAACAAGAAGCAAAUGAUUUUUGGAAAAAAAAUUUUAAUGAUAGAACUAUUGUACCAUGGGAAGAAUUUAAAGAAAAAUUAAAUCAUAUUCAUAAAAUACAAUCAAUUAAUGAAUCAAUAGCUUUACAAAAUACUAUUGAUUUAACUCAUAAUAAUCAUGUAUCAAUAUUUGAAUUUGAUGUUUUUACAAGAUUAUUUCAACCAUGGUCAUCACUUUUAACUAAUUGGAAAUUAUUAGCUGUAACACAUCCUGGUUAUAUGGCAUUUAUGACAUAUGAUGAAGUCAAAGCAAUAUUAACAAAUUAUAUUAAUAAACCAGGUAGUUAUUUAUUUCGAUUAAGUUGUACACGUCUUGGACAAUGGGCUAUUGGUUAUGUAACAACACAAAAUACAAUACUUCAAACAAUACCACAAACAAAAUCAUUAAUUCAAUCAUUAACCGAUGGAGAACGAGAAGGAUAUUAUAAAUAUCCAAAUGGAAAAAAUAUUAAUAUAGAUUUAUCAUUAGUAUUAAGACCAACAGAAACUGAUCGUAUAUAUGUAUCAGAAGAACAAUAUGAAAUAUAUUGUGAUAUGGGUACAAGUUUUGAAUUAUGUAAAAUAUGUUCAGUUAAUAAUAAAGAUAGUAAAAUUCAACCAUGUGGACAUUUACUUUGUCAAAAUUGUUUAACAGCUUGGCAGAAGCAAACUAGUUCUAAACCACCAUCAUUAUGUCCAUUUUGUCGUAGUGAAAUAAAAGGUUUUGAACCUGUAAUUAUUAAUCCAUUUGAUAGUUCAACAAUACAUAAUAGAAAAGAAUCAAAUUCAAAUGAAUUCGAUAAUCAAAACUUAGAUCCAAAUUCAAAUAUUCAAAAUUUACAAACACUUGCAAUAGUUCAUUCAAUGAAUAAUGAAAAUGCUGAUAGUGUACAAGCUUCAUCAGAUAAUAUAUCUUCUACACCUCCACCAAUACCACCUCGUCCUAUUAAUACAAAAUUAAAUGGAAAUCGAAUUCUAGCAGAUACAAAAAUGAAUACUUCUCAACAACAUUCUACACCACCAUCACAUAAAAAAGAUGUUUUAUUAAUUUCACAACGAUCUUCAGGUAUAAAUUCAAGACCACAUUCAUCAGUAUCAUCAAAUGAUAGUUUCAGUGAUUCAUUUACUUCAUCAACAACAAUGACGAGAGAUUCACAUCCUAUUACUGUUCAAAAUGGUUUUGAUAAUUAUCUUAGCUCAGGAAAUGAAAUAAUAAGUUCUUCUUCUGAUCUUAGUCUUAAUACAAUUGAACAAUUUCAAACAAUCGAUCAUAUACGUAAUCGUUUAAUAUCUGAAAAUAAUUUUGAACUAAGACGUAUUGAAGCUGCUUUAAAAUUAACUGAAGGUUUAUCAUUAUCGAAACAGUAUCAAAUGGCUAAAUUAUUUCUUAAUCAAGUAAAAUAUGAACAAGAACAAUUAUUAAAUAAUAAUAAUAAUAAUAAUACUUUCAUUAAUGGUUCACAUUAA